AUGCUCUCCCCAUCGUCACAGUCGACCCACCGAGACAGGCAACCUCGGGGAUCCAAAGUUCGGGAUGGAAAGAUCAGCGGUGGCGGCCCGCUCCAGCCGAUCAAUCCACGAGCUCGCGCCACUGUGACCACCAUACCGAACAAUGAAGCGAGUCUCUACAUGGACGACUUUUGUCUCGAUGCUCCGUCGUUUGUGACGUUGGCUAGUGCAAUGAAGAUGCGAGUUUGUGAAGUGUUUUGGCGCCAGGUGCACGUACAACUGAUCUGCUCGAGUGAGUUAUCGUCGGAACAAUUCAAGCAAUACUCAGCGGUGGUGUGUGUCAGGCGUCGUCGUCAGGGAUGCCUUGGCAGCUCUGCACUUGCGAUCUCUCUCGAUCGACGGAUGCACCCUGUGCGCAUGUUGGCGACAAAGGCGAAAGAGUCACGCAAGCUUAUGAUCGGCAUCGAGUACGGCUGGCGGUCGAAGCGCGUGUGGUUCCGAGCACCCAACGCUGCAGUCUACGAGCAGUGGAAUACGGUCAUUCGAGCUGCAUUGCACGGAAAUUGCGGCGGAUUCGACCAAGACGAAGAACUCGCCAAGUGGGUCGAGCGGAGUGGUGUUUCCAUGAUGGAGACUACUACAACGAGCGUCAAUUGCAGCAUGGAACGCUUCAGCACCGACUCGUACGGACGGGGCUAUUCGACCAGUUACCAGUCCGUUAUCCCCGACGACGAAUGGUCUGCUGAAGGUGGCGGUAAACCCGAGGACCACUCCGACACGAUGAUCUGGAGGGGAAGGCCAGCGUUCUCCUUUGCCGGACCGGACAAUGUGCGCUACGACGCCAGUUGA
Phytophthora infestans T30-4 is the source of this 828-nucleotide messenger RNA. RefSeq lists its product as uncharacterized. Lineage: Eukaryota; Oomycota; Peronosporomycetes; Peronosporales; Peronosporaceae. The record is from RefSeq and is a predicted model, not a curated record. The transcript is spliced from 3 exons. The coding region runs from base 1 to 828 and encodes 275 amino acids.